This is a messenger RNA of Dermacentor andersoni, 616 nucleotides long. RefSeq lists its product as uncharacterized. The record is from RefSeq and is a predicted model, not a curated record. Gene Ontology annotation, biological process: symbiont-mediated perturbation of host defenses. Lineage: Eukaryota; Metazoa; Arthropoda; Arachnida; Ixodida; Ixodidae. Gene Ontology annotation, molecular function: amine binding.
CAACGUGUGCAGCCAGCUCCUCAGUUAGAAGAAACAAUGCGUUCCAUCAUAGUUUUAAUCGUUACUGUGGCGUCUUCAAUGCCUCCAGUAUGCUUCGGGGAAGACGAAAGCAACAGCGAACCUGCGGACGCAUUGCGCGCCAUUGCGUCAGUACAGAACGUGGUGCUGGCUGUGUCAAGCGUAGACAUACCGGUUUUAAGGUGUCUAACUGCUGACAUUACAUUCCUUGACAUGGAUUCUGGAAAAGCAACGUACACCUGGCAUGUUAAAACCCCGGACAGUUCAGAAAGGAAAGACGUUCGAAUCAACUACGCUGUUGGUGGAGGUGCGCCCGACAUGGCUGUUGCGCAAAUAAAUGACGACACCUCUCAGUCUUUUGUUGCCCAAGUUGUGUACAGCAAUUACAAAAGCUGUAUUGUUACCAAAUUUUUCAUGGGACAAAAAGAAGUUUGUUUUCUCUGGGAAGCAAGAGGAACUGAGGAUGCUGUCCCCAAGAACUGUCUGGACGCAUUCAAGCAGAGCUGCGGCACUGGCGUAACUCGGUACACCAGCGACACAUGCAAUACAAACUAGAGCGAAAAUUGAAGCGUAAGACCAAUAUAGAAUGGAAAUAAAG